Molecule: messenger RNA, 2421 nt
Organism: Cryptotermes secundus
Lineage: Eukaryota; Metazoa; Arthropoda; Insecta; Blattodea; Kalotermitidae
Gene: Catsup
Product: protein catecholamines up
Exons: 4
Coding region: 584-1858 (424 amino acids)
Biological process (GO): intracellular zinc ion homeostasis; zinc ion transmembrane transport
Cellular component (GO): membrane
Molecular function (GO): zinc ion transmembrane transporter activity
Source: RefSeq, a predicted model, not a curated record
GCCCAAAUUCCAACACUACCAGCCAAGUCAAAUAUCAACAGCGUCAAUAGCACAUGAAUUUACUUCGGUUACAAUAGCAUUGACUAGAAUUUGCAAACAGUGUUUAAAAUACAAGUAGGGCGGAUUUGUAAACAACACAAUAUUUGAAAUUUAUAAUUUUGCGUUAAAUUAUAAAAAGAACGCACACCACAAUUGAAACAUUCCUCAAUUCAUGACCGAUGAAAAACCUCAUUAUUGUGGAUCACGUACGAAUGUAACCAUACAAUCCGUGUUGACGGGCCUCGACAUUGUUUGUUCCACGUAUCAAUUUCAUCUGUGCUAAACGCUGAUGCGUGUCUAGUUCGUCAAGUUCGUGCAAUGCUAGAACCCGGUACUACAUCACAUAACAUUGCCUACGACAGCAUACUAACCGGGCUACAUGUUAGAGAGCGGCUAGUACCGUCCUGCGCAUCUUGAAACGUAACAAUUACACAGGAACAAUCUGUUCUACAUAUAUUGUUCGGUCGGUAUGAUGAACUGUGGUUGUAGAAUUGUGUCUUAAGUUUAUGUGAAUGCAAUUUGUAAUUUUCCGCCGUCAAGAGCAAUGACCGCAGAACCUGUCACUUGUAAGUCAUUUGUCGGGACUAUUCUUCUAGGAAUACUAUUCAUAUUGAUUUUCUUAGAUUUGCCUUUGUUAUGUGAAAGUCAUAGUCACUCUGAUCACGGACGUUCACAUUACCACGAACAUGACGAACACCGAGGACACACACACGACCAUAUGCACCAUGAAUUACCAUCAUUUAAAUAUUCCAGAGAAGCCAAUAUAAAUUACGAAGCUCCAUUACAGAAGUCCAAAAACGCGCAUGCUAAUGGUGAAAAAGAAAUUAAGGAUACUUUCACUUUGUGGACUCAAGCAAUUGGCUCUACAGUACUUAUCAGUGCAGCUCCAUUUUUUAUUUUGUUCCUAGUACCAUUAGACAACACUAAAGAAAAGGAGCCACUGCUGAAAAUCCUGCUUAGUUUUGCAUCUGGCAGUUUAUUGGGUGAUGCAUUUCUUCAUUUGAUUCCCCAUGCAUUAGUAGCCCAUUCACAUGAAUCUGAUGAGUCCUCCCCCCAUACACAUUCCCACUCCCAUGGUGGGGCUGGUGAGAGUAUCUCUCAUGGACAUGAUAUGGUCGUUGGUUUUUGGGUUCUUUUUGGGAUCAUAGCAUUUCUGAUGGUGGAGAAAUUUGUGAGACUGGUUAAAGGUGGUCACAGUCAUUCACACAGUGGUCAGUCGCAUGGUUUGCUAUCAGAUGAUGAGCAUGACAGGAAGGAAACUGACUCUGACAGUAAUGAAAGCUCAUCUAGCAACAAACUUGAAAGUGAAAAUGAUGGUAAUAGAAGAAAGAAAGAGAAAGAAGGCACUGAUAAAGCAGCAGCAAAUCAAGACGAUGAAAUUAAAGUGUCUGGUUACCUGAAUCUGGCUGCUGACUUUACCCACAACUUUACUGAUGGUCUGGCUAUUGGUGCAUCAUAUCUUGCUGCCCAAAAUAUUGGCAUCAUCACAACAAUUACUAUUCUGUUGCAUGAGGUGCCUCAUGAAAUCAGCGAUUUUGCUAUACUGAUCCAGUCUGGCUGCAACAGGAGGAAGGCCAUUUUUCUACAACUCAGCACUGCAAUAGGGGCUCUUGCGGGAACAGUCGUGUCUCUGCUGGUGAAGGGUGAAGUAGCAACCACAUGGAUUCUACCUUUCACUGCAGGAGGAUUUAUCUACAUUGCAACAGUGUCUGUGAUUCCUGAGCUGUUAGCAGAUACCAAACUUUGGCAGUCUGUUAAAGAAAUUAUAGCUUUGUUGUUUGGUGUAUACAUGAUGGUGCUCAUUGCAGACUAUGAAUGAACAAAGUAUACAGUGAACAAAAUAAAUGCUUCAAAUUCCAUCAUUAGAGUACUUAUAUUAACAUUAUAUUCCUUUAUUUUUGUGAUAGAUAGUAUAUAGACUGGACUUUCUAGCAUGGUUCAUUGAUAGAAGACCCAACAGAGUUUAAUAAUUUGAAACAUUUCAGUGUUAUAUCAGUGUUAAUAAAUUUCAUUUAUGAUUUAAUGACACUGUCAGUAUCUCAGAAUAUAAAGCAUUGACACUCUUAACACAAUACCACCUUCAGAAAAGGAAUACAAAUCAGAGGCUUGGUUGGUAGACAUGAAUUCAAUUCACAGAGUUUUCAUACUAGGAAACCAACAGAGCAGUCUCAUCUUCUAUAUGUGCAUGUGUAAUGUUUAGACAAAGCAUUUGUGAACGUCAUUGUUUCAAGGGCUUAUAAUGUGAAGCUGUUAUGUAUAAUUUGAGGUUGUCACAGUGGUGGACAUGAAGAGUUCCAUGCAGUUGUGUGUAAUCAGUCCAUUGACCCAUCUACACUUCAUAUGAGUUUUGGUAGUCACUGUAAAUAAAAAUAUCCUGAGAUA